Molecule: messenger RNA, 3380 nt
Organism: Epinephelus fuscoguttatus (brown-marbled grouper)
Lineage: Eukaryota; Metazoa; Chordata; Actinopteri; Perciformes; Serranidae
Product: inaD-like protein
Exons: 7
Coding region: 1502-2695 (397 amino acids)
Cellular component (GO): cilium; stereocilia ankle link complex; plasma membrane
Molecular function (GO): protein binding
Source: RefSeq, a predicted model, not a curated record
UUUUCAGAAAUCAUGACCUGGUUGCUCAAGAUAAUCCACAGAUGUUGUUGUGAGCAGUUUCGUGUUGGAACUAUUUUCUUUCUACCAAACACACCAGCUGUAUCACCACGCAGAAGGAAGCGUGCAUCUACUGCUAGCUCACCUAGCACCACUGAGCUAGCUAAUGUUAAAGCUCAGCCAAGCAGCACACCAUUAAUGUUCGUGUCUUGUGUCGUCAUGAGCAGGAGCUUCUCAUCCAUGAGUAGAUGCAUGCUUUCUUCUGUGUAGUGAUGCAGCUGGUGUGUUUGUUUUGGUAGAAAGAAAAUAGUUCCUACAUGAAACUGCUUACCAAGAGCCUUGUGGGUUAUAUUGAGUAACCACGUCAUGAUUUCUGGAAAGAGACAUUACUAUUGAGUUUUUUUUGGCACUUUGAGCACCACAAUCUGACUGGCAUCUGGUUUCAUUAUAUCAGAGAGAAGGCAGACAUCUCAAAGACCCUGCAACUCACACCAAAAUAGUCUAGAUCAGGGUGUCGAACUCAUUUUAGUUCAUGGGCCACAUGCAGCCCAAUUUGAUCUCAGAUGGGCUGGACCAAUAAAACCAUUGCACAAAAACCUAUAAGUAACAUCAGCUCCAAUAUUUUCCCUUUUCUUGUGUAAAGAAUUACAGGUACAUUCUGUAGACAUUCAUCCUUUUACAAAACAGAAACUAAAAUAAGUUCAGUUUAAACAGUAUGUCUCAGUUUCAGUUUGCCUCUCACUGUCAUUACAUGUGCAUUUAUCCAUACAUUUCCUGAUACAGAUUCUUUUUUGAACUGAAGCUGCUGAUUGACAAUAUUUUGUACAAUGUUCAGUAUCUUUAAACAAGGUCACAGUAAGUAUUCAUUGUUAUAUCACAGAACUUUAUCCUGGUCAUUAAACGCAUUGUUUAACUUGCUCUGAAACCUGGCACCUCAAAGUCUAGUCAUCUAGUGGGCCAGAUUGGACCCUUUGGCGGGCUGGUUCUGGGCCACGGGCCACGUGUUUGACACCCCUGGUCUAGACUGAUAAGUAGCACUACAGAUAAUAUUUGUUUUAUAUUUUGAAGUGAAAUGUCCCUUUAAGUGGAGGCUUCUUCAGUGACACUACAAUACAUUUCAAGCCUGACAUUCUUCUCUCUCUUUCUUUGCCUCCUCCUCAGGAUGCAUUAGAAGACUAAUUUUGGGGAAAAGGCAGAGAAACAGAUAAAGUUUUGGAGUUGCAGCUUUUAUCUUGGCUGCUCUUUAGCUCCUCCAAACAGUUGUACUAGUGAGAGUGGUGCAAUUACACUCUGCAGUAAUGACUGUUUUAGUGCCCCCUGGUGCACAACACAGGCAUGUAUUAUGAAUUUUAUUAGCGCCUUAGAAACAUUGAUCAUGAGCUGCAUAACUGGAGAGCAUGAGAUUCCUCCACGGAUCAGCUGAGAGAAAUCAUGCUGCUCUUAAUCAAUCCUGCCACUUGAAGAUGAGGGACAUGUUCUCAUCAGACAUACUCACCACUGAUCCAUGACUGUCACUACUCAUUUCCUCCAAGAUAUUACAUUGAAAUUAAAUUUUCAGCAUCGGCUGGUGUCUUCUGACUAUCUCCAGGAGUGUAGAAAGCCUCAUACUAACCCGUCCCUCAGGACCAGUUGCCAAAACUGGGCCAUCCCAGGCUUCAGCUGGGUGGCAAAGCAGGAGAGACCUCAACUGCUCCCGGCCAUCGACAGUGUGUGUGGUCGCUGCUCCAGCGUAGAGAAGGAGGCGGAGGAAAUUGAGCAACCUGAGGAGGACGGUGCAGGCCAGCUGCCAGAGAGUGAUAACUUACCACGACGGUUUCGCCAUCAGAGAGGUGAAAUCCAAGACGGGAGGAAAGCUCAGCAUCACAGAGCUCUUAAUGCAGGGUCCGGUCUCCAUGGAGACCCCGUCCCCAACAUAAAGGUCUCCAUCAAAGGGCAGCUGAAAUCUCCUUCGGGGACAGAGAAGACCCCCGCUCAAGAAUCUUUCGUCUCCCAAGUGCCAUUAAGAUUACAGAUCAAAGUGUCUGGCCGGAGGGGUAGUUUGGGAAUCAGCAUUGCUGGUGGGAAAGGCUCUCUGCCUUACAAGGACCAUGAUGAGGGCAUUUUUAUUUCCAGAGUAAAUAAAGGGGGCGCAUCAGAAAAGGCAGGGGUCCAUGUUGGAGAUAGAUUGCUGGAGGUCAACGGCCUCAACAUGCAAGCAGCGACCCACCACGAGGCAGUCAGCGCCCUCAGGAAUGCUGGGAGCUGCAUCAAGAUGAAAGUACUCAGAGAGAGGCUGCUACCCCGAGGACAAACGUGUGACCCCGAAGACCCUCAGGAUCCUCAAAACAUGACGGGGCGACAGUUGUGCAGCCAGGAUGGCGGAGGCCAGAGAGGCAAACAGCCCAAGAUGGAGAGCGUGGAAGACUGUUUGUCCAAGAAGACUGAGGCGGUUGUCUGCAACGGCAACGGCGUUUCUGAUUUGGAGAGCGACCUGAACAGGACCUUGUCUCAAAUGGAGGCGCAGGCCUUGAUAAAAAAUGACUCACUUCAAGGGGGAAAACAGACAAUGACAAUCCCGCGGAUCAUCCUCACUCAUCCCUCUACCUCAGAUGAAGAUGUGGAGUUCUUGACACAGAUCCCCAGCAGAGAGCUGGUACAUGACUCUGACAUUCCUGACAGACACGUGCACUGUUUUGACAGUGCUUUCUACCCGCCUUGACCACAGCGUAGGGGUACAAACAUGAAGGACACAGACUGUUAUUUCCCAGCUCUUUUUUUUCAUGUUACUGAGGUGUUACUGAGGAACUGUUGGAAUGUGUUUUUUAAGCUUUUUGUCUGUCAGAUUCAAUUGCUGCUAAUAGUAUUUAGUGAUAUUAAAGUCAUUUGCAAGGAUGAAUUUUAAAACUUUAUUUUUAUUACUAAAAACCACGGAGUUGAACUGUGCUACGACAUUGAAAAUAGACUGUAAAAGCAUGAACAGACGGCUCUCUGAUGUCCAAAUGAACUACAUGUCAUUAUAUUAAACACAGUCGAUAAAGGACGAACGCUGCUGGCUACCUCUACUUCACACCACUGUGCUGUAAAUUAUGGAUGUGCUGGUAAAUAGUGUCUCUUCCCAUGAAAAUGUGAAGCCCUGAAACUUUUAUAGUCUGUACUGAGAUAAAAUGUCGCGCAGAGUGAACAGGGAACACAUCAGGGAGUCUGAAUCCUGCAGCGUCCUGAUCCAGACUGAACUGAACAUCGUCCCACGCCUCCUGUACGAGCUAAAUUCAGGAUGGUGAGUUAGGCACUCUGCUUUCUGAGCAGAAAAAGAGAGCUGUCAUUUUGCUUGUCAACACCUGCUUUGUCUUAUUUCACAGCUUUUACAUUCUCGCGUUAGAAACAGUUUAUUGUUCAGUGUUCAU